Messenger RNA from Malassezia sympodialis ATCC 42132, 972 nucleotides. RefSeq lists its product as uncharacterized. The record is from RefSeq and is a predicted model, not a curated record. NCBI's taxonomy places the organism in Eukaryota, Fungi, Basidiomycota, Malasseziomycetes, Malasseziales, Malasseziaceae.
AUGAGCGACAAGGACCGAGCUUCGGGUCAUGGCUUGGGUGACGAGCUGCGGGCUAUGCUAUCGGACCAAGGCAAGCAAGUUGGCGGCUCUGCUGGACCCUCGCGCAUACGAGAGGGCCUGGAAAGCUCGUUCAAUGCGUCAUCUAGUCGGCCCAGUGCCUUUCGCGCAGCGCGCGAGACGAGCGGCCAAGCUGAUGCUGACUUUCAGGCCUUCGAACGCUGGUCAUAUGUGGACCAAAACUUGAUGGAGCGCGCCUGGCAGCAGAGUGUCCCCAUGGCACCAGUUGUUGCAGCCGCUCCGACGGUGCCGGAUACCCAAAAAGACGCCGCGCACUUUCUUGCGGCACUCGAGAGCGAGGAGCACGCGGCCUCGGCUAGCGAGGCCCUGCCUAGGACUGCGCCACCUGUGGUAGCCAUCGAGGAUGAGUGGCGGCCGCCCUCUCCAUCGCAUGGACUCGCCAUGUCUCGUGAGCAAUAUGCGAUGCACGAGCGCUUGGCGCAGCAGCAGGCGGGUCUCGACGCUGAGCAGCCCUACCGCCUGGCCGAGCGUCUCGAGCCCCCAGCGGACGAUGCGGCGCUCGAGGAAGGCGUGUAUGCCCGCGAUCCGUCGGCGGCACUCGAGACUGUAUGGGGUGCCCAGGAAAAGCGCGCCGCACGCGUACAACACGUACAGGCGACGCGCGCCGGCUCGGUGCCCACCUCGCAGUACACGAGGGUGCGGGGCCAGGAGAUUGUGGACCGACUUCGGGGCUGGCUCGUGCGGCAGGGCUACACGGAUGAAGUGUAUGGCCUGCCGCCCAUGACAGCGCAGACAUUUGGCGAGGCGGUCAUGGAGGCUCCCGAUGCCCAAACAGAAGAGCGCCGCGCCACGGCUAUCCGGCGCCUCGAUGCCCUGUAUCGUCACCUGUCCGUGUCAGCACCGUCAGGAGGCGCAUCAGAUAUGGAGGCAUGGCUGCAAGCGCAUAUCAAGUAG